CUCCAAAAGCAGGUUGCUUACCUAAGGCUAAUCUUUCAGAAACAAAUAUAGCUAAAAAUAUCCACUUCAACACCAAGCAGCAAUGGCAAGCAAUGGAGAAAAUGGAAGACAUCAAGAAGUUGGACACAAGAGUCUCUUGCAAAGUGAUGCCCUUUAUCAGUACAUUCUUGAAACAAGCGUGUACCCAAGAGAGCCUGAAGCCAUGAAAGAGCUAAGAGAGAUUACUGCAAAACACCCUUGGAACCUUAUGACCACCUCUGCUGAUGAAGGGCAAUUCUUGAAUAUGCUUCUCAAACUCAUCAAUGCCAAAAACACCAUGGAGAUUGGCGUUUUUACUGGUUACUCUCUUCUUGCUACUGCCAUGGCUCUUCCUGAUGAUGGCAAGAUUCUAGCAAUGGAUAUCAACCGCGAUAACUAUGAGAUUGGUCUUCCAGUAAUUGAAAAGGCCGGUCUAGCUCACAAAAUUGAAUUCAGAGAAGGCCCUGCACUUCCUGUUCUUGACCAAAUGAUUGAAGAUGGCCAAUACCAUGGAUCAUAUGACUUCAUAUUUGUGGACGCUGACAAGGACAAUUACUUGAACUAUCACAAGAGAUUAAUCGACUUGGUAAAGGUUGGUGGACUAAUUGGUUAUGAUAACACACUUUGGAACGGAUCAGUGGUGGCACCGCCUGAUGCACCCCUCAGAAAAUAUGUUAGGUAUUAUAGGGAUUUCGUAUUGGAACUCAACAAGGCCUUGGCUGCUGAUCCCAGAAUAGAAAUCUGCCAGCUUCCUGUUGGUGAUGGCAUCACCCUUUGCCGUCGCAUCAGUUAAAAUAUUCAUACAGUACAAGUGGCGGCAACCAACACCCAAAGGCAUGCCACCAGGGCUCAUGGCAACGGAGGAUUUUAUCAUUUUUGAAAUCCCCUGUUUUAAUCAUUCCUUUUAUUUUAAACUUUUUUCCUUUUAGUUCUGUCUAAUGGCAAAGGUUGCAUUGUCUAUGGUACCUAGUUUGUAUUUCACAAUGUAUGUUUAUAAAUAUAUAAACAAAAUUCAAGUUCUGAGAUCGAAUGUCCAAAUUGCGAUCAUAGGUCAAUAGAUGGUUUGGGCAUAUGAAGAGUAAAGACACAGAUACCCAAUGCGGAGGUGUGAGAGGUUGGCCAUGGAUGGUUUCAGAAGAAGUAGGGGUAGGCCGAAGAAAUACCGGGGAGAUGUAAUUAGAUAGGACAUGACACAGUUACAGCUUACCGAGGACAUGACCUUAGAUAAGAGGUUGUGGAGGACCCACUUUAGGGUAGAAGACUAGUACAUAGUCUCGUUAUUCUUUUUAUUAGUAAGCGCAUUACAAUUAUCUAUUACUGUUUGUAUUUUAAUUACCUUAUUUUAUUUGCGUUGCUUU
This is a messenger RNA of Solanum dulcamara, 1376 nucleotides long. RefSeq names its product caffeoyl-CoA O-methyltransferase-like. NCBI's taxonomy places the organism in Eukaryota, Viridiplantae, Streptophyta, Magnoliopsida, Solanales, Solanaceae. The record is from RefSeq and is a predicted model, not a curated record. The transcript is spliced from 5 exons. Gene Ontology annotation, molecular function: S-adenosylmethionine-dependent methyltransferase activity; O-methyltransferase activity. The coding region runs from base 83 to 811 and encodes 242 amino acids.